Molecule: messenger RNA, 5008 nt
Organism: Chionomys nivalis (European snow vole)
Lineage: Eukaryota; Metazoa; Chordata; Mammalia; Rodentia; Cricetidae
Gene: Ranbp10
Product: RAN binding protein 10
Exons: 14
Coding region: 33-1895 (620 amino acids)
Biological process (GO): cell surface receptor signaling pathway; cytoskeleton organization
Cellular component (GO): cytoplasm
Molecular function (GO): protein binding
Source: RefSeq, a predicted model, not a curated record
CCCCCAGUGACACAAUAGCAGCUCCCUCCAAGAUGGCGGCGGCGACGGCAGACCCGGGAGCUGGGAACCCGCAGACUGGGGACUCCUCCGGUGGGGACACAGGGGGCGGGCUACCGUCACCCGGGGAGCAGGAACUGAGCCGGCGCCUGCAGCGCUUGUACCCUGCUGUCAAUCAGCACGAAACGCCACUGCCGCGAUCCUGGAGCCCCAAGGACAAGUACAACUACAUCGGCCUCUCCCAGGGAAACCUCCGCGUCCACUACAAAGGUCAUGGCAAAAAUCACAAAGAUGCAGCCUCGGUGCGCGCCACUCACCCCAUCCCUGCCGCCUGUGGUAUUUACUAUUUUGAAGUGAAGAUUGUCAGCAAAGGAAGAGAUGGGUACAUGGGAAUUGGACUCUCAGCUCAAGGCGUCAACAUGAACAGACUACCUGGUUGGGACAAACAUUCCUAUGGUUACCAUGGCGAUGAUGGACAUUCCUUCUGCUCCUCGGGGACGGGCCAGCCCUAUGGUCCCACAUUCACCACAGGGGAUGUGAUCGGCUGUUGUGUCAACCUCAUCAACGGCACCUGCUUCUACACCAAGAAUGGCCACAGCCUUGGUAUAGCCUUCACAGAUCUCCCGGCCAACCUCUACCCCACCGUAGGCCUGCAGACACCUGGGGAGAUUGUGGACGCCAACUUUGGGCAGCAGCCAUUCCUGUUUGACAUUGAGGACUAUAUGCGGGAGUGGCGUGCCAAAGUCCAGGGCACUGUCCACGGCUUUCCCAUCAGUGCCCGGCUUGGCGAGUGGCAGGCGGUGCUGCAGAACAUGGUCUCAUCUUAUCUGGUGCAUCAUGGGUAUUGUGCCACAGCCACAGCUUUUGCCCGAAUGACUGAAACCACAAUUCAGGAAGAACAGGCAUCCAUAAAGAACAGACAAAAAAUCCAGAAGCUGGUGCUGGAAGGCCGGGUGGGCGAAGCCAUUGAAACAACCCAGCGCUUCUACCCUGGGCUACUGGAGCACAACCCCAACCUGCUCUUCAUGCUCAAGUGUCGACAGUUUGUGGAGAUGGUGAAUGGCACCGACAGUGAGGUCCGCAGCCUGAGCUCGCGAAGCCCCAAGUCCCAGGACAGCUACCCUGGCUCCCCCAGCCUCAGCCCCCGACACGGCCCUAGUAGUUCCCACAUGCACAGCACAGGAGCAGACAGUCCCAGCUGCAGCAAUGGCGUUGCAUCCACCAAGAACAAACAGAACCACAGUAAAUACCCCGCACCCAGCUCCUCUUCCUCAUCCUCGUCCUCCUCGUCCUCCUCUUCCCCGUCCUCCAUCAAUUACUCCGAGUCCAACUCAACAGACUCCACCAAGUCCCAGCCCCACAGCAGUACCAGUAACCAGGAGACCAGUGACAGCGAGAUGGAGAUGGAGGCAGAACAUUACCCCAAUGGCGUGUUGGAAAGCAUAUCCACGCGCAUCGUCAAUGGCGCCUACAAGCACGAAGACCUGCAGACAGAUGAGUCCAGCAUGGAUGAUGGGCAUCCGCGGCGGCAGCUCUGCGGGGGCAACCAGGCUGCCACAGAAAGGAUCAUCCUGUUUGGCCGAGAGUUGCAGGCAUUGAGCGAGCAGCUGGGCCGAGAGUACGGCAAGAAUUUGGCCCACACGGAGAUGCUGCAGGAUGCCUUUAGCCUACUAGCAUACUCAGACCCCUGGAACUGCCCCGUUGGUCAUCAGCUUGACCCCAUCCAGAGGGAGCCUGUGUGUGCUGCCCUCAACAGCGCCAUUUUAGAGUCCCAGAACCUGCCAAAGCAGCCUCCUCUGAUGCUCGCGCUGGGCCAGGCAUCUGAGUGUCUACGGCUCAUGGCCCGAGCAGGCCUGGGGUCUUGCUCCUUUGCCAGAGUUGAUGACUACUUGCACUAGCUGACCUUCCUGGCUGGCUCUGGCUGGCCAUCCUUCAGCCCUAGGCUGGAGCAACCCUGCCCUCCGUAGGCACCUGGUACAGAGACCUGGAAGCCGUGGGCAGAGUCCCACUCCUCCUACCUGGCCGGUCUUCCCUCCCUCCCUCUCUCCCUUGUCCUUUCCUCUUUUUCCUUCCACGUGCAGCGGCCUGUGACACAGUAUUGGCUGAUUACUCAUGUAGCGGCUUCUCCUUUAAAGGAGAUUUUGUUUUGAGGAGAGGUUGGGUUUUUUGUUGGUUUUUUUUUUUUUUUUAAUCUUUUUUUUUUUUCCUCCUGACUGAGCCACCAGUGUUUAUCUCGGGAGAGUUUGUGCUGAGCUGGUUUCUGCUAAUUUAGUAAUGAAGCCUAUCCAGGUUGAUGAUAGCUUAUUAUUUUCAUAAGUAAAAAAACAAACAAACAAAUGAGAUUAUAUAUAUAUAAAUAUAUAUAUAUAUAUUAAAAAAAGACACAGUAUUUAUCGUAGCACUAGUGGUCCAGCACCUCUUGGGUGAGGCUGUCCAGACACCAUGUGUUUUUAUUUGAGUCCAACUCAUUAAAAAAAAAUCAUCUCUUGUCACUUCAAUCAAGUGAUUUGUUUAUUUUAGGCUCCCCUUUUGCUGAACCACAGGUCCAGCUGAGGCUGCUUGGUGGGCAAGGUCAGGCUAAGCUGCUUUGCAGCAUCCCAAGAGGUGUGGGUCUCUAGACCCCUUCUAGGUAGACAAAACACAGAACUGCAGGUUUGGGGAUUCAGGGGCAUGAGGUGGCACAGGGGCGCACAGCAAAACAAGGGAACACAGGGUCUGUAGCCAGCUGUCUACCACUCCACCCUGGCUCACUGCCUGCCUUGCCCCUCUCUCCCAUCUCAGUGCCCUGCCUUCCCUUGUUGUUAAGAUGGCCAAAUAAUUCAUUACUCUCAGUUGAAUGCCUGGAAACUACCUGCCUUCAACCCAAGAGCUGCUGUAUGCCAAGAGGAAGACUCUGUUCCCAGGACAGAGGCCCUUAACUACAGGCUGGCUGCUUUCUUCCUGCCUGGGUCUGCAUCACUGCCCAGCUCUGAUGGGAUUGAUAUUUCCUGUGGAGAAGUUGGUACCUCGUGGAGGCUGGUUCUCAGACCACUGGUCCAGAGUGGAUGGAACCUUUGACUUCCUGGUCCAGAUUUCCCUACAGCUAUGGGAGGCUGCUCCCUACAGCUUGGCCCCAGCAACUCUUAGGAAGAGGAGACUUCAUGGGCCUUACAAUGUCCCACCAACUGUUUCACAUGGAUCCUCACAGCUGGUGGAGCAACAACAAAAAACCCCGCCACCACAGGGCUGAGAUGCUGCCAGGAUGUGGGUGGGCCAUCCAUGGAGGGGACUGUCUGCCAAGGAAGAGGAGGGUCUAUGGAGAGGAGACCUGGAGGGGCCAGAUCUCUUUACCUGCUUCACAGGGUGAGUGAAAAGCCCAACAGCCUCUGCACAGAGAAGGCAGAGCUGCAAGUGGGCUUCCAGUUCCCGUCUGCAUCUGGGCUGGGUGAGCUCAUGUUCUGCUGUGGACACAGAUCAGAGGGAGAGCUAGAAAUGCUCUGUGUCUGCCAGGCUUCACCAGGCCCACAGCUGGGCAAAAUGAAUUAAGCCAGCUGUCACGGGCCAGGGCCCUGACUGAAAUCUUGCAGAAAUUUGGUUUGAGGGCUACUACAUUUUCUUGGUUCCUGACAGAGCUUUGUUAACAGCUUGUUAGGAGGUCUUGUCCUGUGUAAAGGAAAUUUCAUCCUGUCGAAGGUUGGAAAUAUCAGGCUGUUACAGUGGUCGUCUUCACAUUUGGAAAUGAAAUACAGUGGCAUUUGCAGAGCAGUGGAGUUUAGAAAACAUCCCCACCAGGCCUCUCCUUUGCCCGUUAAAGAAACAGGCCCAGGAGAUUAAGUGACUUGAUCAAAACCACACAGCAAAUAGUGGCACAGUCAGGACUAACUAUUCGUAUGGGUUCGACAGUCUUGGCAGAUGAACUUUGUGAGGGGUUAGGUUGAUAUGACUUGAGCAGUGCCUGAGCAGCAGGGACCUUUAGGAGUGUGACAAGGGUGGGGAUGGGUGCUUAGACUUGGGCUGUGGAGUGGCUGAGAGGGCCUUGGAGGGCUCCGGACUGCUGUGUGCUGUAUGGAGUUGUGUGUCUAUCUGGCUCGCACUCAGUACCCAUGGCCACCUCCCCAUUUUCUGUGCCUUAUCACUGUUUCAGCUGAGUCCAAGUUGUUUACUCGGUUCCUCUCCAGAGGGGUUCCCUGUCCUAGUUGGACAGCUCACUUUGGGGACAUAAGCCUUUGCCCCGCAAGCUGUGGGGAGGGCCAAAAUCAAGCUGCUGGAGCCAGUUGUUAGUCCAGUCCUGCUGCCAGAGGAGCCCUGUAUGUACCUCCAAUCCUCCUAGCCUGUUUCCAGGAGCCUGGAUGGGGAAUAGUUUCUUGGCUACAGCUUAGUAAGGGGCUGGACCUGACCCUUGUAGGCAAGAGGAGGACCUGGUUGUGUUGGGUUCUCCAGCCCUUGGGGAGCAGCAUUCCUUACUCACCUCCCCUUUGUGGCACCAGGUGGUAGCUCCUUGCAGAGCAAGGACCAAGUUGACAGAUCUCCACCCCUUCCUAUAUGGGUCUGUGGCUGAAUCUAGGCGGCAGAACAAGAAUAUUACAAGCUAGGGAAGUGAGGACUGCCUGGCUACCCAGCCCCUUAAGCACAAAAAAACGAUGAGGCAGAGGACUGUUGGGGCUGAACGUUCCUUUGGUUGCUCACAACUCAGGUAUGCACGUCAUUUGGCAGCUGGACAUCAGAGCCCUACUUCACCACCAAUGGCAGGCGUUUGGACCUGUGGCCAGAUGGUGGCUUCUGGCUGUCCCCAGUGCCCACCUCUUCACAUAGGUCCCCUCCAUUCUCAACUCCAGCUGAAACAGGCAUCCUCCACAUUGUGCACACUGGUUCUGCCUUUGUCCUUGCAAGUUGAUACUCAGCAUUAGCAUGAAAUUUGUGGUGGGAGAGGGUUGACAGAAUUCUAACACAAACAUCCUAUUAAAUUGUACUUGAGAUGAAAAAAUUCCUGUUGUAUUUUGACAGAAUUAUUUUUAUUAAAAUACACAUCCAU